Molecule: messenger RNA, 15206 nt
Organism: Salvelinus sp. IW2-2015
Lineage: Eukaryota; Metazoa; Chordata; Actinopteri; Salmoniformes; Salmonidae
Source: RefSeq, a predicted model, not a curated record
UUCAUGGCAACCAGGCAGAAAACUGUUGUUUCGUCCUGGCGAGACRGAAAACAUUUUGCCGGUGCCGUGUCGGAGACUGACUUAAUGGAAACCUGGAUGUCUUAACUUGUUACUAAUUUGUAUUCAUUAAUUCUAGAUACAGAAUUAUUUGCAAAACUUGUUUUUCCGUUAGCUGUCAACUGCAGUGGCACUGUAACGUUAGUUGCCAGCUGUAGCUAACGUUAGCUAACUGAGCGUACGAGGAAAGCAGAGACCGGGUGUGAAUAACACUGACAACAGAGCUGUAAUAACUCCACAGUGUAGAUAAUGAUCAGGAGAAAUGGUGCCUUGCCAGACCCACGUGAUGCUGAAGUGGCAGGAGCAUCUGAACAGCUCCUGGGCGGCGGAGGACAGCCAGACGGCCACGCGCCAGGGGGCUGCAGGACUCUACGCCAAACUGCUACACAAUAAGGAAGUGGUGGGGUUGGCCCAGCCUGUAAUGGACUUGAUUGGCCCGCGCCUGCCAGACUUCCAGUAUGAGUCCAGUGCUGCCGAGGAGCGGGAGGAGUACCUGUCGUCGUUACUCCACAGCCAGCGCUGCCUGGCCCACCGUGUGCUGGCACGGACCCCCUAUGCCCUGGGCCUGCACCACCGCCUCGUGGUCCUCCAGCGGAUAUACUACGCCCUCCACAGCAAGUACCACGACCGCUUCCGGGCUCCUGCUCCCCCUCAGACCAUGGCUAGCCAGGACAGUGGGGCCAUGGAGGCUGCCUCAGAGCCCUGGCUGCCUGGAGGAGCGUCCAGAGUUAAAUCAGGGACGGAUGUUCUGAUAGAGAUGGGCGUACGGACAGGGCUGAGUCUCCUCUUCGCCCUGCUGCAGCAGAACUGGCGGUACGCCCGCGAGGACCCCGGAGUGGCGCUGUGUAACGAUGUGUUGGCUACCGCUUCCUCUGUCCUAGCCUCCCUGCCCCCUCUCUCUCUGGCCAACGAGAACAAGAUCCCAGCGGUGGGGCUGGACUGCCUGGCUCAGGUGGCAGACUUCCUGAAGAAGACGUCUGUGAGCUCUGGGAGUGGAGGGGCAGAUCGGGCGGGACGCAGGCUGGCUCUGGAGCUGCUGCUGGGCCUGGCUGUCCAGAGGGGCUCCCUGAGAUUCCUGCUGGAGUGGGUGGAGGUGGCCCUGGCUGCCUCUGCUGCUUCCUCUUCCUCUAUAACAUCCUCCACCUCCACGGGGUCACAACAGUUAAAGUCAGAGGGUGGAGUAGGCUAUGACCUCAUCUAUCAAACACUUCUUCAAAUGAGGCAGUACUCGGGUUUCCGUGGAGACUCUCUCAAUUCUCAGGCCCUGAAGAAGGAUGCAGAUGGACUCUGCAGUCUCUCCCACGUUGCUCUCUGCCUGUUUGAAGAGAUCUGUAACCUGGCAUCCAACUGCUUGUGUUCGUGCAGCGCGGGCUCAGCCACCCCUGGUGGAGUGGAGAACGAUGCUGUCAUGGUGUAUGUGUGGGGCAGCAACAGCUCUCACCAGCUGGCUGAGGGCACCUUGGAGAAGAUCCUACAGCCCAAACUGGCACAGGGCUUCAGCGACGCUCAAAUGAUUGAAGCGGGACAGUACUGCACGUUCUCUGUGUCCGCGGACGGCUCAGUGAAGGCUUGUGGGAAGGGCAGCUAUGGCCGGCUGGGUCUGGGGGACUCCAACAACCAGUCCAUGCCCAAGAAGCUGGCCCUGGAGCCCCCGAGGAACAUGUGUAAGGUUUCCUCGUCCAAGGGCUCUGAUGGCCACACCCUGGCUGUCACAGGGGAGGGAGAGGUCUUCAGUUGGGGCGACGGAGACUAUGGGAAGUUGGGACAUGGAAACAGUGCCACUCAGAAAUACCCCAAGAUAAUACAAGGACCUCUGCUGGGCAAAGUUGUGGUGUGUGUCUCUGCUGGCUACAGACAUAGUGCUGCUGUAACCAACGAUGGAGAGUUGUACACCUGGGGAGAAGGUGACUUCGGCAGACUGUCAUGACGAUCUUUCUCUGUCUCUCCAGGCCACAGUGACAGCCAUAUCGUAAACGUGCCUACGCUGGUGAAGGAUAUCAGUGGAGUGGGUCAGGCAGCCUGCGGUAGCUCUCACACCAUGGCUGUGGCUCAGGACGGACGCAUGGUGUGGUCUUUCGGAGGGGGAGAUAACGGUAAACUGGGUCACGGGGACACAAACCGUGUGUACCGGCCCAAGGUGAUCGAAGCACUGCAUGGGUUCAUCAUCAGGAAGGUGUGUGCUGGGAGCCAGUCAUCUCUGGCUCUGACCUCUGCUGGACAGGUAUUUGCGUGGGGCUGUGGUUCAUGUUUGGGCUGCGGCUCCUCUGAAACCACGUCUCUGAGACCCAGGUUCAUCGAAGAACUCAGUGUGACCAAGAUUAUUGAUAUUUCCUGUGGGGACAGCCACUGUCUGGCUCUGUCUCAUGAAAAUGAGGUGUACGCUUGGGGGAACAAUGCCAUGGGGCAGUGUGGCCAGGGGCACACCUCCACACCCGUCACCAAGCCGAAGAAAGUGAUUGGUCUAGAAGGAGUGUCAAUCCAGCAGAUCACCGCUGGCACUUCCCACAGCCUGGCCUGGACCGCUGUCCCCACUGACAGGCAGUUGGUGGCAUGGCAUAGACCGUUCUGUGUGGACCUGGAGGAGAGCACUUUUACCUACCUACGCAGUUUCCUGGAGAGAUACUGUGACGGGAUAGGAGGAGAAAUGCCCCUGCUCCCUUUCCCCUCCAAGAGGGAGCACCACCAGUUUGUCUUGCUAUGUAUGAAGCUGCUGUCCAUCCACCUCUCUCUAGCCCAUGCUGGGGGCACAGGGGCCACAGUACUAGGGGCCCAAGGGAGGCCCCUCCGAAACCUGCUCUUCAGGCUCAUAGACUCCAGUGUACCUGAAUCCAUACAACAGGCGGUGAUGAACACUCUGUCCAUCGGAGCAUCUCUGCUGUUGCCCCCCCUCAGGGAGAGAACUGAACUGCUCCACUCACUGCUACCUCAGGGCCCAGAGAGCUGGGAGAGCCUCUCUAAAGGACAGCGUUUGCAGUUGGACAUGGUUCUGAACAGCCUCCAGGAGCAGUCCCAUGUGGCCUCUCUGCUGGGAUACUCCUCUCCUGGUGAGCUGACUGCUGGGGCUGGCCCCCUGGGGCCACCCUUGGCCCUGACCUCCAGCCCAGACCGGCCCAGCCCCAGCCCAGAGGCCCUCCACGACCAUCUCCACCUGGCUGAGAUGCUGCUCAAGACCCUGUUGCUCAGCAUUGGAUUCUACACGGAGCGGGCGUUUGGUGAGCUGGAGAAGAACAGUGACAAGCAGCAGUCCAGCCGGUCCCAGAGACAGACAGACCCUCCCUCUCACUUCCACCACCUCCUGUCAGCCCUGCACAAACACCUGCUGGCCCAUUGUUACAGCCAUUCCAGCACAGAGGUACUGGUCCAUUCAGUUGUGACGUUGCUCCACAAACACCUAUGUCUGCUGUUACCCUACACUGCCGAGACUUCGAGGUCCACCUCUUACUGGAGGAGCUCCCUGGACCAGCACGUCAUCCACAAGCUACACACGGUGCUCCUGAGCUCUGUAGCGGGCAGCCUGCUGUGCCAGGUCAUGUAUUCCCUGUUGCUGCUACCCCUGUGGGUGGUACGCCCGCUGCUCACCCACCUGCUCUGUCUGCUGGAGCACCUCAAUGAGUUCAACUGCCUGCUGCCAGACACCGCUCUGCUGGAGGAGAGGGAGCUGGAGGCAGCGUGUUCAGGACAGCUGGAUGACGCUGAAAGGGCAGGUCAUAGCCAAGGAGGGGRGGAGGACGACGGAUGGGUGUGGCUUCUGGACCUGGAGAGAUCUGUGGCGCUGGCGAUUGGACGCUGCCUGGGCGGGAUGCUGCAGGGACCGCCCCCCUCUGUCCAAGAGAGGACAUCAGAAUACUGGCUGUGUAACCCUCUCCUCAGGAACGGACUGGAGAUGGACUUUGAACAACUGGACUCCAGCACAACAUGGCUCACCGAGGCAGUGCUGCUGGGCUGUCCUGAUGCCAAGCUGGCAGACCUGAGUUUGAGCGAGGAGAACAGCAUGUUGAUGGAGCUGGCUCUAGGAUCGUCUAGAGAGCCUGCCGGAGGCCUGUGGAGGAAGAUGAAGGAGUACGCCAUCAGCAGGGACUGGGAUAACAGCGGUCCCUCGGGUGACUCCCUGUUAGAGACGGCGUGUCGCUGCAGCCUGGCUGCUCUCCUCAAACACACAGGGCUACAGGAUGAGGCCUACUGGCAGGACAAGUACGAGCCGUGUGAGAUGCUGAUAGAGAUCUAUGAGAUGGUGUAUAAGAUCAGGAGUGCUCUGCUGGCACACAAAGACUCUCCYGUGACUACAGCCAACACACAGGCCCUGGCUAACAGCAAACAGAGUCCCAGUGGGCAGGACCGGCAGGAACCGGGUCCCUCUGGUAGGGAGCAGCAGGCGGACCGGGGGAAAGAUCNCUGUCUCUUCUAUUCCUUCCAGAGUCCCAGUGGGCAGGACCGGCAGGAACCGGGUCCCUCUGGUAGGGAGCAGCAGGCGGACCGGGGGAAAGAUCAGGACCCUGAGCUGGGGGGUCACGGUGGAGGUCACGAGACUCACCAGGGAGGGCAGUUCCUCCACACGACUGCAGAACACAACCAGGAGGAGGGGCCAGAGGAGGACACGCCCAGCAUCAGCAGUAUGUACCUGCCGGAGGUCCUCCAGUGCUUCCUGGCCACGCGGGAGGCCAUGCAGCUGCAGCAGAACGAGACUGUCUAUGAGUCUUCCGGGACCUCCACCCUCCCCAGCAGCACAGAGAGCCCCGGCACCCCAGAAAGAGAGCCCCCUAACAGGCAGGGCUGGGAGCGGCGGAGGGGGUCCGAAGAGGGCAUGUCAUUCCCUGUAGCCUGCCACCUGGUUGUGUCCCGCUGUGUGUUUCUCCUCCUGGGGGUCCGMCCCGCGUGGCAGGAACAGAGUGAAGAGACAGGGCAGGCGGAGAGCACUGGAGCCAGGAAAUCAACUUCAUCUACAGAUUCUCUACUCAGUCCAAAGACCGAACAGAGCAGAUUCACCAUGGGCAGUAGAAAACCAUCUGCAGGCCAGUCCAGAAACUCCUUCAAGAAUAGAAUGGGUCUACCACUGUGUUCCCUGGGCAUCAUGAAGGAUGCGUGGGAGCGGUUACGCCAGUGCAUCAGCCCCACCACCAGCMCCAUGUGCCAGGGCGGGGCGGGCAGCUCACCCAGCGUGCUCAGCCAGGUCUUUCAUUUCCUGUGUGGGAGCCUGCUCCGUCCGACCCCACCCUCCUCGUUACUGGAGAGAGAGGCAGGCAGCCAGGCAGACCCCAAGGCCAUCACACUGGCCAUGUACCAACAACAGCAGAGGGCAGAGGUCCGUCUGGAGGCGUUGUGUCAGAUCUCUUCCUUCCUGUCUGAGAUGGAGGAGAAGAGGAGUGGUUCAGGCUCCUCUCCUCCCCUGCGGUUCCCUGGCUUGUUACAAUCUGUUCAACUGCAGUUCCUGUCUGGCUGCUUCGGACUGGGGACACCUAUCACAGGCUGCCAGUCUGGAGACAACGACCAGAUGAACCACUACACUUCUGGGACCCAGUCAGCGUCUAUGUUUACCCAGAGAGAGCUACAGUCUGCUGCCCACACCCUCUACCAGCAGGUGGUCCGAGUCCUGAGACAGAAGGUCCUCCUGGAGAGAGAACAGACAGGCUCCUACCAGCCCCUGCUGUUGGCCACAGUGUUUGCCUUGAAUUUCCACUACCAGCCAGUAGAUCUGGUGGUGGUCUGUAAGUCUGGCAUCCUGGAGAUCCUGUCGUUGCUGACAGACAACACGUGUGUUCUGAUGAACCAGCGCUGGCUAGCAGCCUCUGUGUCCGGAAGCAUGCUGCUGAAUGAAGCCGUAAAACUGGCCUGUGCCCGCCUACUGCAGAUACUGGCCAUCGCUGCUAGUUCGUGUGAGGACUCUCUGCCUCUGGAUGUGUCUCAGGCCCUGCUGGAUGUGAUGCGUGAGCAGCUCCAGAGUCUGUUACACAUGGUCCACCAGCAGGAGGCGCUGGAGAACACGGCAGCAGAGGAAGCAGACCAGGACACCUCCACCAAGAGGAUCCGGAAAGAGGGGAUGGAGGUGGUGCGGAGCAGUAGGGUCAUCGAGUCUCAGCUCGCUGACUUCUUGGUAUUCCUGAGGCGUAUCCUGUCGCUAAGGGUGACCAAGCGAGUCUCUGCCUUCAUCAAGUGGAUCGAUCCACUCAUGACCAUCAUCUCACACAAGUGCUCUUCGGGUUCUCCACGAUUCCGGAACUUGAGAACCAAACUGCUAGCCUUCCACAUUCUGGAAGGUCUGUUACCGGCCUGUUCUGAUACAGCACAGAUUGAACAGAUUGUUGAUCAGCUGUUUGGGCUUCUCUCAGUGUGUAUGUGGGAGGAGCCUUUAGCUGUGAAGAAGAACCAAGAGAAAACAGCAGAGAGCUCCAACAGGGACCCAGGGAGUGAAGAUGAGUCUAUUCCCAUUGGAGACUUCUCCUUUGACCCCUACAAGCUGAUCUGCUGCUCGUUGGAGAGCGGCAACGUCCUGUCUCAUGGAUCAGGAGGGAAGGGCUACGGCCUCGCCACCACAGCCAUCAACUCCGGCUGCUUCAUAUGGAAGUUCAACAUCACCAAGGAGAACAAAGGGAACGAGGGCACCUGUAUCGGAGUGUCUCGCUGGCCCAUCCGGGACUACAACCACCGCACCACCACGGAUAUGUGGCUGUACCGGGCCUACAGCGGUAGUCUGUACCACGGAGGGGAGCUGGGCCGGGCCCUGCCAUCCUUCACUCAGGGAGACACCAUCACCUGCGUCCUGGACAUGGAGGCUAGGACCAUCUCUUUUGCCAAGAACAACAAGGAGCCUAAACUGGCUUUUGAAGGUGUGGAGGCCACGGAGUUGUACCCUUGUGUGUUAUUCUACAGCAGCAACCCUGGAGAGAAGGUGGCACUGUGUGACCUCCAGAUGAGAGGCAUGCCCAGUGACCUGCUGCCUGGUGAACCACUGUGUUCUCCCCGCACCACAGUACUGCUGGAGGCCACGGUUCAGCUCCUCCGCAAGCUGCACCAGUGUGACGGCUACUGGACACAACACAUCAACCAGCACAUGCAGAGCCGGCUGGAGCUCAUAGGACCGCUCAUGAAGGAGGGAGGCCUGGGGACUGUCAAACAUGCAGGCCCGAGACCUAAAGGAAUUGAUGAAAGGGAGAAGAACAAGGAGCAGGUCGGGAGUUGUGUUGGAGAGGAGACUGUAGUCCCAGGGGACUUGGUGACGGGACCCUCAGGCCUCUCUGAGACUCAGCUGGGUGCUUUGUGCUCUGAGGUAUGGCCGGUGCUGGCCCUGAUCGGAGGAGUGGACAGUGGGCUUCGGGCAGGGGGGCUCUGCCUGCACAAACCCAGUGGGAGAAGGGCCACCCUGCUGGGGGUACUGAAGGAAGGAAGCCCCCUAGCCAAGCUUCAAUGGGAGGAGGCUGACCUCUCUGUCAGCUUCCUGAAUUCUUGGUCACCCAGCGACACCCCGCUCUCCUCCUUGGAGCCCUGUGACGUGCCCCAGUGUGACGUCAGCAGAUUCCGAGGCCUCAAACCCUCUGUCCUCUUAGACCUGAUCUUCCUGACUGGCCUCCUGGAGGAGCAGGAGGAAGCCCGGGGACGAGGAGGAGGCGCAGGGAGAACCAGGAAAAGCUGCUCCUCCGAGCAGGAAGAGGAGGGAUGUAGCAUCCCUCGGAGCGUGCUGGAACGCAGGCUAGAUGAAGACAUCGCCCGUGUCAUGAUGGACGAUGAUGACAUUGAACGAGGCACAGGGCUAACAGAGGAGAAGGAGGAGAGGGAAGGAGAGAGGGAGAGGAACAGUCACCCGUCCCCAACUAGAGCUCUCUCAGAGUCCUGUGACGAGCCAGAGGAGGGUAGUACUUCGUCCUCCUGCCCCCCAACUCCAACCCCAACCCUACCUCCCCCCUCCCCCCAUCAGACCAAGCCCCAGCCAGAUGUCUUCUCCCUGGAGCUCCGGGCUGUAAGGGUUUCCUACCUCCUGCUGGGAGCCUUAAAGUCCCUGGCUGUCAUCCUCAGCUGUGGGAAGUUUACUGACCUGCUGCUGGUGCCCAAGCAUCAAGACCCCUCUACUGCUGCCAUCCUGACCAGUAGCAGCCCUGACCAGGCUAAGCCAGGGGACUCUGGUUUGAGCCCUGCCUCGGCUGGAGAAGACAGCAACGCUGCUGAAAUGAGGUCUGUGCUACAGUUUAUGGUGCGGAGCAUGGUGAAGUGGGCUGUGCGACCUUGCCCUAUCAAACAGAGUGUUGCCCUGUCAGACCUGGAGAGAGCUCAGGUCCUAAUCUUCAAAGGAACUCUCAACAGACUGCAGGAGGACAAAGGAGCCAAAGAUAGGAAGGAGCCUGGUCACCACUCAUCGUCCCAGCCGUUGUCAAAGUCUUCCAGCUCUGUGUCUCUCUACAGCACGGGGUCAGAGGGCACCGCCAUCUUCGGUCAAUCAAACGGAGCCUCUGCCUCGUCCUCCACCAAUGACCUGGCUGCUUCUCUGCUCUCUGCGCUGCAGGCUGAUGGCCUGGAGAACUUUAACCCCUUCCUCCCCAUCAACCUCCUGCAGCGGAUGGUGUUAGCACGGUUCCCUACCCUGGCUGGCCUGGUUAAUAACCCCCCCAUGUUGCACGGUCCUGGUCCAGGCUUCGGCCUGGCCACCUCGUCUUCCUGUGAGGGCUUCACAGAGCAGCAGACCAGCUUCAUGGAGCCCUGCGCUAAUACUCAGGCCAGGAGCCGUGGCGCGGAACGGCUUCAAAUGUUUGUCCCAGUCCGCUUACUAGAAAUGGGCUUCUCUAUGAGACAUAUCUACAAGGCCAUGGAGGCAGCAGGUGUGGCUGGUGAGGUAGACUCGCGGACCAUCGAGGUGCUGGCUAGCUGGAUGUUGGAGCACCCCCUGACUGAGGAGCUGCAGAUGGAGAGCCAGCCAGCAGGAGCCUCCACCACUGAAACCCCCUCCCCUGACGGACCGGAGACCGUACAGUGCCCCGAGGCCCCCACCAGCGUACCCAACGAAAGURUGCUUGCGGGCCUAGACCUGGUGGAGAGGGAGAACUUCCUAGAUGUCCACCUGACCAGGAACAGGCCUCCCCCGGCCAGACGCCAGCGCUCCAGCUUGGGGCACAGAACCUCCUUUAGGAGAGCAGACUCUCCGUCCCCCAACCCCAUCCCACCGCUGUACAGGCAGGACCCAGGGGUGUCUGAGUGGCCGGAGCGGGCGGAGACGCACCCCUUCGCUGCUGAGGAGGAGUCAGAGCUGGGGUACAUGGAUGACCCCUACCAUGAAGAGCCCUACGAGGAGCUACAGUUCAGAGAGUUCAUCAGCUCGGAGAGAGACACCCUCUGGAUGGUCGAGGGGGGCGAGGAGCACCAGCCCCAUGACAUGGUACAGUGUGAGCUGUGUAACACCCUGACUCUGCAGUUCAACAACCACAUGAAGAGGCAUCACCCGGGCUGUGGCCAGAGCGCUGGGCGGCGAGGGUACCGCUCCACCGGGGCGUAUGUGGACGGGUGGUUCGGAGGGGAAUGUGGGUCCGGRAGCCCUUACUACCUGCUUUGUAGCACCUGUAGAGAGAAGUACCUGGCAGCUAACCUAGGGGAGAUUGGAUCCAAACAUGACCGAAUGAAAGGGCUUGCUUCUGAUUUAAUUGGACGACUGGACAGCACCUCCGAUGAAGACUGGGAGCUGGGCCCGCUAGAUGACUCUGACCCAGACCGGCUGACUGGGCUGGAGGACUUUGGGGUGUUGCUGAGGCCUCUGGGUCUGAGUGAGAAGAAGCUGGUGCCAGACCCCAUCCCCUUCACAGAAAACGACCCGCUGGGAGCGCUGGUCAACAGCACCAGUAACCCUGACGGGUCCAUGAUCCAGAAAGGUGUGGUCAGCACUGACACUAAGGGAUUGGGUUCCUCCGGCCCUCUGACUCUGGGGGAGCAGGCUGCAUCGCUGAGAGACCCUCAGGACAGACUGCAGGCUCUAAGGAGAGUCACCUCUACAGCCCAGAUACUACUGGCAUACAGCAUGGUGAUGAGAGCACUCUCCCAAACAUCCUCUAGUGUGUCAGUGUGCAGUGCCUCUAGUGGUCUGGAGGGCUUGGGCCUGGCAGACAUCCGUAUCCUGGUGCGUCUGAUGUGCCUUGCGGCGGCAGGCCGGGUCCAUACCAGUGUUGACGAGCAAGGGGUAGCAGGGGGUAGCAGAGGCUGUGGAGGGGCAACAGAGAGAAGCAGCUCUGCCUUCGUCUCCUUCCUCAGCUCAGCUAUAGGCAGCCUGGUCUCACACAGCCCCACAGCAUACAGGGAGCUGGUGGACAUCUGCACUCAGGAUCUGAUGGCAGCUGCCACAGGGAUGAACCUUGGUGCCAUCAGUGAUCCUGCACAGAGAGUUCGUCUGACCUCCACCCUGAAGAGGGCGCCACAACAAGAUGUCACACCCCUCACGCCUCCCACCUUCCUGGUCACACAGAGUCUGGUCUCCCUGCUCACAGAGAAGGGCAUCCGUUACCGCUAUUCUCCAGACAGAACCGUUACCGAGCAGCAUGAGUCUAAAGGUCCAGAGGCUGGUAGCCCGUCUGCUGCAGUACCUCCUCCCCAGGUGGGGGCGAGAGUGGGCCCUCUGGAGCUGGCCAACGCCCUGGCUGCCUGUGCCCUGUCUGCCAGGCUGACCAGUAAACACCGUCAGUGGGCAGCCCAGCAGCUGGUCCAGGCCCUGGCUGCCUCGGAGAGGGAGAGGGACAACCCCAUCCGGCCUCAGACGUAUAGCGACAUGGCUGGAGACCUGAGGAAGUGUCCUCUGAAGAAGCUAGAGGGACAUCACGGCAGGGUGACUAGCUGUACUUGGAACAAUGAGCAGGGUCUGUUGGCCACUGGAGCUCAGGACGGGACAGUCAGAUUGUGGGACGUCAACCAGAACACUGCUGACCUGCAGUGCACACACUCCUGUAGCAUCAGUGAUGACAGACGGAGCUCUGAGGCAGCAGGUGGAGCUCACCUGGUGUCUCCUGUCUACUGGAGCUCUGGAGGUACCCUCCUCGCUGCUUUCCAAAACAAGAUCAUCAACAUCUGGACUGUCAACGGAGCCCAGGGCCARGUGGAGGCCCAGCCGUCCUGGGUGACAGCCCUCUCCUGGGUGCAGACCUCCAGCCCCUUCCCCUCCCAGGGGGGCAUCGCCGGAAAGGAUGCCCAGCCAGAGAGCCUGUUGGUGGGCCGUCUGGACGGAUCCCUCUGCUGGCUGCAGGUCACUGAAGACUUCACCAUUGAGAGCACCGAGCUCACCCGCUGCCACAGGAAAGAAUCUCCUCAGUGUGUGGCGUGGCACAGUGUGGACAAGCCCUUUGCUGUGGGUUACCCUGAUGGGAAAAUCCUACUGGCUACCGCUGGAUCCUACGAGACUGAACAGCCCCUACUACUGUCUGCCUUCCCUGAGAGUGUCAGCAUCCUGCGCUGGGACCCCACGGGUCACCUCCUCCUCUCCACGGGCCGUUCUGAGGUGGUGAAGAUCUGGGGGCGGGCGGGAGGCACCUGGAUCACCCUCCACUCCCUGUUCCACACAGGCACCGUCAACACGGCCGAGUGGUGCCCGCUGCCAGGCAGAGGUCCCGAACCACGCCUUAUGAUGGCUGUAGGGAGCCAGAAUGGUCUUCUGAAUGUGUGGACUCUGCCACAGGGGGGCACUAAUGUGUCAGUUCCUAAGUUCCUGGGCAGCUCAUCCAGUCAGGAGAACAACGGUGGCAUCAAGCGUGGCAGUGCCAAGUGUGUGUUCAGACUGAGUGGUCACAUCACAGCGGUGAAGACCCUGUCGUUCUGCCCCAGUGGUCUGGCCCUGGUGUCUGGAGGUAUAGGAGGACUACUCAACAUCUGGUCUCUACAGGAUGGUUCCAUCCUACAGACAGUGGUGACAGGCCUAGGCUCAGUGGUCAGUACCACRUGGAUACCAAAUGUAGGGGUGGCUGCCUGCUCCGUGAGGUCAAAGGAUGCUCUGCUGAUCCGCUGUACGUCAGACUGGAUCUCCCAGAACCACGUGUUGGCAUCCUGCCGCACCGUCCUCAGAACACAGGGCAUUCUGGGUCUGAACCGUGCACCCUGCAUGGCCGUCUUCCUGGAGAGACUUCCCACACUGCUGCAGGAACAGUACAGCUACGAGAGGAGUCACGUGACAGCGGGCGACCAGUUGGUCCACAGUGCCUUCCUCCAGAGUCUGGCCUCUCUGACCGUCGGUCUUUCCCUGGAACAGUACCUGUGUCGGCCCUACCGACCCCCCCACCACCACCCUGCCAGCCUCAGCCUCGACCACACACACUCCUGCCCCAUGGAGUGGAGCUGGCUCCAAACCUUCUCCACCACUGUGAAGAGCGCAGAGGCCAUCGCCAGGGGAACAGCAUUCCCAGAAUCCUUCACUGUCCCAGAGUUCCAGCAGGCAGGAGCCACAGAACUCAGCAAGCCCCUGGACAAUAGUAAGUGGAGCUUCAUGAUGGACGAACAACUCAUGUCCUGGGCCACCACCAGACCUGAGGACUGGCAGCAGGGAGGGAAGAGUCAGGUGUUUCUGUGGGGCAACGGGCGUCACGGACAGCUGGCAGACGCAGGGACCAACCUGAUGGUGCCUACUAUCGCCCCGUCUCUGUCCCAGACACAUCAGGUUGUGUGUGGGCAGAACUGUACAUUCCUGGUACAGGCUAACGGUACGGUGCUGGCUGUAGGAGAGGGUAGCUAUGGGAGACUGGGCCAGGGCAACUCUGAUGACCUAUAUACCCCCACAGUCAUCUCAGCCUUACAAGGCUACGUGGUGACCCAGCUGGUGACCUCUUGCGGUUCUGACGGCCACUCCCUGGCCCUGACGGAGACGGGGGAGGUGUUCAGCUGGGGUGACGGGGACUAUGGGAAGCUGGGACAUGGGAACAGUGAGAGACAGAGACGACCCAAACAGGUGGAGGCUCUGCAGGGAGAGGAGGUGGUGCAGGUAGGACUGGAGAUGAGGCUCUGCAGGGAGAGGAGGUGGUGCAGCUGGGGAAUCGGAACCAGGGGACUGUAGUGACGCCUCUUGCACGGAGAUUUGCAGGGGCUGCCUUUGUUGACCAUGUCUUUCUCCCAUUGUGACUAGGUGUCCUGUGGUAUCAACCACACCCUGGUGCUGUCCUCCGAUGGGAUGAGUGUCUGGUCCUUUGGUGACGGGGACUAUGGGAAGCUGGGGACCGGUCCCUGCACUGUGAAGUCUUAUCCUCAGAAAGUGGAGCAACUGUGUAACAAGGGAAUCAAGAUGGUUGGCUGUGGGACACAGUUUUCUGUUGUCCUGGCUAAAGAUGGACAUGUUUACACCUUUGGACAAGAGCGGUUGAUCGGCCUGCCAGACUCUCUGUUGAAGAACCACAACCGUCCCCAGGUGGUGCCAGCCCUGGAGGGGGUGUUUGUAGAGGACAUAGCGGUGGGCUGUGAGCACGUCCUGGUUUUGUCUUCUACCGGAGAUGUCUAUGCCUGGGGCUGCAACUGUGAGGGACAGCUUGGCCUGGGUCACUCCAGCCCAGUGAAGGAGCCCACCCUGGUGACAGGCCUACAAGGAAACAACAUCAAACAGAUCUCUGCUGGUCGCUGCCACAGCUCAGCCUGGCUACAAACCCUCAGCCCUCUGUCAAAAGCUCAGGUGCUUCAGCCACUCCAGCUGGGUCUGCAGUCUAUCCCUCCCCAGUAUAACGCUCUGAAAGACUGCAGCCCUGACGUCCUCAACACCCGCUCGGGUGCUCUACCAUUCUCUGACCUCAUGUACAAGUCCUGGAGGCUGCUCAACCUCCACCCAGGAACCAGGUAUGAACAAGUGUCUUCAUCUCGCUACAGCUCAGGAACAGCAGCCAUUGUCCAGGGCCAGCUGAGAGGCCUCCUGUCUCCCAAGGUCAACACUCUACCCCUGGUCAGAUCAAUAGGGAGGACCAUGACCCAGGGCAAGACCUACGGACCCCAGAUCACUGUCAAGAGGAUCUCAACCCGGGGGCGCUCCAGCAAGCCCAUCUUUGUGCAGAUCGCUAAGCAGGUGGUCUCGAACCCCCUGGAGCUGAGGCUGCCCUCCAGGGCCUGGAGGUCAAACUGGUGGGGAGGGGGCUGACGACGCAGGGGGGUGUUUGAUGACACCAUCACGGAGAUUUGCAGGCGGUGUGUGGUUGAUCUGCUCAUUCACACCCCCAACAGCUCUACUGACGUGGGAAGUAACACCGACAGGUUCCUGCUGAACCCAGCGGCAGUCUCUGAAGACCACAUGGUCCAGUUCCGUUUCCUAGGCAUCCUGAUGGCGGUGGCCAUCCGUACCAAGAAGCCCCUGGACCUGCACCUGGCCCCCUGGGUGUGGAAGCAGCUGUGUUGUAUUCCCCUGGGUGGGCCGGACCUGGAGGAGGUGGACCUGCUUACCUACCGUUCCUUGCACGGCAUCCUGCACCUGGACAACAGCGGCAUCACAGAGGACAACUUCCACGUGAUGAUUCCUCUGGACUCGUUCAUGGCCCACAGUGCAGAUGGGAAGCUGGUGCCCGUGGUCCCUGGGGGACACAACAUCUCCCUCACCUUCUCCAACAAGAGUGACUACGUAGAGAGGACUCUGGACUACCGGCUGCACGAGAUGGACAGACAGGUAGCAGCGGUGAGAGAGGGCAUGUCCUCCAUCAUCCCGGUGCCUCUCCUCUCCCUUCUCACGGCGCGCCAGCUAGAACAGCUGGUCUGCGGUCUGCCCGAGGUCUCCGUGGAGAUGCUCAAGAAAGUAGUCCGAUACCGCGACAUCACAGACAGUCACCAGCUGAUUGGCUGGCUGUGGCAGAGCCUGGAGGAGUUUGCCAAUGAGGAGCGGGUUCUAUUCCUGCGCUUCGUGUCCGGAAGGUCCAGACUGCCCUCCAACCCCGCUGACAUCACUCAGAAGUUCCAGAUCAUCAAGGUUGACAGGUGUUUCUUCCAGCUGCGUCUGCCUCCCUACACCAGCCAGGCCAUCCUGGCCGAGAGGCUGCGCUACUCCAUCCACAACUGUCCCUCCAUCGACAUGGACAAUUACAUGCUGUCCCGAAACACCGACCCGGCCGACGGAUCCGACACAGAGUAUUGAUGAUACUGGUGAUGCUGAUAGUAAUGAUACUGGUGAUGUUGAUAGUAAUGAUACUGAGUACUGAUGAGACCCUGCUCAAUAACAACAAUAACAACAACAUGGCUCAACGUUA